Geodia barretti is the source of this 822-nucleotide messenger RNA. Lineage: Eukaryota; Metazoa; Porifera; Demospongiae; Tetractinellida; Geodiidae. The record is from the annotation of a GenBank genome assembly.
GCAUCAUUCAGUUACGCCUUUCUUCUGUCCUUGGAAGUAUUUGUGCCCGUAAAACGUCGCGUCCCUUCUUCGUUUCUCUUCCUAACUCACAUCGAGCAAUCGUGUUGGCGCCCAGAGAUGGCUACUGGAGGCGGGGACCAAGUCUGGACGUGGCGGAAGAAACCACUCCCUCCAAGUAAAGCCAUACUCAGGAAGGCUUUUGAGAACACCAGUGACUUCAGUCUCCUCUGUGACCAUCUCUCCAUCCCUCUUGAUAAGAGGGAUGUUGACAGUGCAAUAGAGUACUAUAUGCAGAGUACACAUCCAAUGAGGGAUGUUCUAGAUGAAAGGCCGACACUUCCAAAGCUCCUCCGUUUCCCCCACACACUCGGGAGAACGCAUCAACAUCAUCAAAAAAGUCAGAGUGAACUACGAGAAGUUGGGGACUCUGUUACUGGAGGACAACGAUGGGUCCAUCAUGCCAACGAUCGAGUCUCAAUGUCAACUGGAUGCCGAUAGCAUCACCAUGGAGAUAAUGAGGCGCUGGCUGAGGGGGAAAGGGAAGAAGCCGGUGACCUGGAGAACUCUGACGGACUCUCUCAAGCCCAUUGGUCUCUCUCCCCUGGCCUCCUCCAUUGAACAAUCUCUCACCAGUAGUUCACGAUGAACUCCUUGUAAAUACCUCCUUCCUUCCUCCACUCGUCAGUCUCUCUCUCUCCCUCUCAUGUUUUGUCACCUUUCUUUUCAUUUCUGUAAGGGUGCACAGCAGCGAUGACAUAAUGUUUCUAAAACCUCUCUUCUACUUAUCUCUCUGGUAUAAGUUCCUUUACAUAUCACCACUUG